Labrus mixtus (cuckoo wrasse) is the source of this 1818-nucleotide messenger RNA. Its product is annotated as dicarboxylate carrier SLC25A8-like. Gene Ontology annotation, molecular function: oxidative phosphorylation uncoupler activity. Bases 285 to 1214 code for a protein of 309 amino acids. The transcript has 8 exons. NCBI's taxonomy places the organism in Eukaryota, Metazoa, Chordata, Actinopteri, Labriformes, Labridae. Gene Ontology annotation, cellular component: mitochondrial membrane. The record is from RefSeq and is a predicted model, not a curated record. Gene Ontology annotation, biological process: mitochondrial transmembrane transport; response to cold; mitochondrial transport.
AAAGUGCCUAUAAAUUCAGAGGCCUCUUCAGCAGUGAACAGAAAGCAAACAGUUUGAGAGGAGGACACUAAAGGGACUAAUUUUCCUAAAGGACAGUGUGUUCCCACUGUGCUGGAUUAUAACUUUCCUGGAAGACUUUUAGUGAGUGGUGGUAUGCUUGCUUGGCUCACUUUGGAGUUUAUGGCCCAAAGCAUUUUCAAAACAAAACCACUUCCAGGGACAAGUGUACUUCUGGAAGAAACUUGAAGAUUUUUGUUACCCUUACUAACAGCCCAGACAUAGAAAUGGUUGGCGUGAAGCCCAAAGACAUGGUGCCCUCUGGAGCAGUCAAAUUCUUCGGAGCAGGAACUGCAGGCUGCAUAGCUGACCUGAUCACCUUUCCACUGGACACUGCCAAAGUCAGACUACAGAUCCAGGGGGAGUGUCACGCAGUAGAAGGGUCCAAUGCUGUGAAGUAUCGAGGAGUGUUUGGCACCAUUACCACCAUGGUGCGUACAGAGGGGCCCAGGAGUCUCUACAAUGGACUGGUGGCCGGACUCCAGAGACAGAUGAGCUUCGCCUCUGUCAGAAUAGGCCUUUACGACUCCAUGAAGCAGUUCUACACACGAGGCUCUGAGAGUGCUGGGAUUGUUACUCGUCUCAUGGCAGGCUGCACCACAGGAGCAAUGGCAGUGGCUUUUGCACAACCGACAGACGUUGUUAAGGUGCGUUUCCAAGCUCAGGUACGACUGGCAGAUGGUGAAAGGAGAUACAACAGCACCUUGGAGGCCUACAAGACCAUUGCUCGGGAUGAGGGAGUACGUGGGCUUUGGAAAGGUUGUAUGCCAAACAUCACCCGUAAUGCCAUUGUAAACUGUACAGAGCUGGUGACCUAUGACAUGAUCAAGGAACUCAUCCUCAAGUAUGACCUAAUGACAGACAACCUGCCAUGUCACUUCACUGCUGCCUUCAGCGCUGGCUUCUGCACAACAGUCAUUGCUUCUCCUGUGGAUGUGGUUAAAACGCGGUUCAUGAAUUCAGGGGCUGGUCAGUACAGCAGUGCUAUCAACUGUGCUCUCGCCAUGCUGGGAAAAGAAGGACCUUCUGCCUUCUAUAAAGGGUUCAUGCCGUCUUUCCUACGACUAGGCUCCUGGAACAUUGUGAUGUUUGUGACCUAUGAACAAAUUAAAAGAGGGAUGACCAGAGCACAAAUGUACUGGGAGUCACCAUUUUGACCAAUGACUGUGACAUCAGACACUACUGCACAGAAACAGCUAUCGCAGUUGUGACCAUUAGUGACUCGCAGUUUGGGAGACCUGCAGGUUUUGGGAGGAAGCCACAAAUUGUCGACGUCCUGAAUGAACACUGAAUCAAAAUAGACUCUGAGGGCAUUGUUGUAGUACCUUAAGUGAUUUAAGUACUCAAGUCAGUAAGUAUUGUAAUACGUAUUCUUGGUUCAGGGGUAAAAGACUGAUGCGUAUGGUUAUUCCAUAAGAUUUGUUUUAAUCUCUAAUUAACACACUCACUAAAACCUUGGUCAGUAGCUUUGAUGAUCGAUUUCAUGUUUACAAGGAGGAACUGUGAGACUAUUUGAAUAAUGUUGUGUUAGGGGAAAAGCAAUAGUCAGAUUGAGAUCUGGCAACAAAGACCUAAACUGUGAUGAUUUCUAUGUUCCUUCUGUUGCUUCCUUUAUUGUGACUCAUGUGAAAUGCUUUACUGUUGGAUUUUAUAGGUUAAUUUAUGCGCUGCUUAUUGUAAAUAGCAUGAUUUAUUGCAGGUCAAUAAAUCAUAAAUAAUUUAUGUUGUGUACAGUAAUAAAUAUUUCCAAAAUGUAUAAAU